AUGACCACUUCAACCCAGAACAGACACAUUCACGACUCGAUCCACGGUGCAGUGGAGUUCGGGCCGCACGUUUGGAGGAUUGUCGAUACCAAACACUUUCAAAGGCUGAGGCAUAUCAAACAGCUUGGGACAAGCUACUAUGUCUGGCCAGGUGCUGCCCAUAACCGCUUCGAGCACUCGCUCGGAACUGCCUACCUCUCGCGCCAAAUUAUAACAGCCAUUCGUAACCGGCAACCUGAGCUCAAGAUUACAGACCGCGACGUGCGCUGUGUCGAACUAGCAGGUCUCUGCCAUGACCUAGGACAUGGACCGUGGAGUCACGUGUGGGAUUCCAUGUACAUCCCACGUGCAUUGAAGGGGAGUAACUGGGCUCAUGAGCAAGCGAGUGAGAUGAUGUUCGACGACAUGGUCAGCGAGUACAAACUCCACGACGUCGUCCCUCCCGAGGACGUCAAAUUCAUCAAAGCACUGAUUGCUGGAGAGCGCGAGCGCUGUAUGGAAGAGAAAAGCUUCCUGUUUGAGAUAGUUGCGAACAAACGCAACGGCAUCGACGUGGACAAGUUUGACUACAUGGCCCGAGACGUGCGUGCGACGGGUGAUAGCUCCAACCUUUCCUUGAACCGCGUGAUUCAGACGUCGGCACGGGUCAUCGACGGAGAGAUCUGCUACAACAUCAAAGACGCCGACCAGAUCUACGAGCUGUGUCAUACGCGUUUCAAGCUGCACAAGACUAUCUACAACCACAAGACAGCGAAGGCUAUCGAGCAUAUGCUCAUCGACGCAGUCAUGGCUGCUGAACCCUACUUGAAGAUCGCCGAGCAAAUCUCGGAUCCAAAGAGGUACCUUCAUCUGACGGACAACAUCAUGCCACGUAUUCAGGAGAGCACAGAAGACGAACUCGCUGAAGCUCGUCGCAUCUUCGAUCGCGUCACGAAUCGGGACCUCUACCGCUGCGUGGACUACAAAGUCUUCUCCUACGACGAACGACCCGUCCUCCAGCAGGAGGUUACUGAAGAAGCCGUUGUCCGCGCAGCCAAAUCCUUAAAACCCGGCAAAUUCCGCUUCCCCGCCGGAACCGACAGCAACUUCCCCGGCUUCGGCUCUAUCGACGACGACCAGGACGACCUCGACGAUGCUCCCGCCCUCAUCGACGCCGAACGCCUAGCAGCGCUGCGACCAUGCGACGUGGUUGUCACGAUGAGCACGAUGCACUACGGCAUGAAGAACGAGAACCCGCUCAACAAGAUCUCGUUUUACUCGAAACGGCACCCGAAUCGGUCGGCACAUGCAACGUCGGGAGAUCUCAGCACGCUUCAGCCUGCUAGCUUUGCGGAAGUCCUGCUACGCGUGUAUGCCAAGGAUGCGCGGGACGCUCUAAUCGUUCAGGCCGGGUACAGAGUGCUCAUGCAACAAGUCUGGGCGCGCCACCCGCGCGAUGCAUCCGGUGUACUGUCCCCGACAUUGGAGUCCCAACCUUCCUUCUCCGGCUCGUCCGACGUAUCCGGCCCAGACGCUGCGCCGCCGCCAACGCAACCAUUGACCGACACUGCGCGUCCGCACAAGCGCACCUUCAGCAAGUCGCGCAGUUUCGGAGGCGCCGACGAGCCGGACGAUCUAUUUAACCAGUUCAAUACGCUCGCGCCUGCUUUGAAAGGCCCGGCACGAGCUUCGCCUGGCCGGUCUACUGCUGCGAGACCGCGUCCUAACCUGUCGAUGGGCGAGGAUGAUUGGUCUGCUGCCAUGGGGUCUGGGUCUGGAGGGCGUGGUGAUGGAUCGCCGGAGAGGCAGCCUGCGCCGGUGUUUCCCGCGCUACUCAGUACGGGGUCCCCUAAGCGCCCAAGGGAAGGUGAAGAGCUGUUGGACCCGGCGAAGAAACCGCGGUCGUAG
Molecule: messenger RNA, 1887 nt
Organism: Peniophora sp. CBMAI 1063
Lineage: Eukaryota; Fungi; Basidiomycota; Agaricomycetes; Russulales; Peniophoraceae
Source: the annotation of a GenBank genome assembly